AUGGUAUGCAAUCCGAAUCAAGGCAUCCGUGAAUUCAUCUUGAAUUUGCUCAUUCAAGCCCCAAAGUGUGACUUUGGAGACUUACUGGACAUGCAGUUGAGAGACCGGCUGAUCGCUGGCAUUAACAAUAGUGUUUUGCAAAAUGAACUUCUAAAGUUAUCCAAUCCGACGUUCAAAGAUGUGCAGGCCCAUUGUGAACAAGAUCAGGACAUUCGCGCCGCUACUUCAUCCAUGCCGUCGACCAUCGAAUCUAAAGCCAUGUUCAGUUCACUCAAAACUAAAUCCACGUAA
Echinostoma caproni is the source of this 291-nucleotide messenger RNA. The record is from the annotation of a GenBank genome assembly. Lineage: Eukaryota; Metazoa; Platyhelminthes; Trematoda; Plagiorchiida; Echinostomatidae.